GCCGAAGGCACAGAGAGGAGAGUGGAGGACGCAGGAGAUGGCAGGAGAGUGUGAGCCAAAGGUGCCGGGUGGCCCUGAGGAGGACAUUUUCAGAGACCAGAGAUUCACCAAGAAAGAUCCUGAGGUGUCCACUCGCGGACCAAGGAGCUGUCCAGUGUCCUGGGGCCGCCAGCCUCUGCUGCUGCUGCUCAGCCUCUCUCUGGCCGUCUGCUUCCUGCUCUUGGUGACGACCCUGGUUCAAGUUUCCAGGAUCUCCAAGUCCCCGCAGGUGGAGGCUCAGGAUCAGCAGGAGAACCCCAGCUCGGUCCCUGCUUCUCAGGAUCAGGUGUAUUCAGGCCUGGAACAGAUCCUCCAGCAGCUGAGCCAGAUCAACACCUCCUUGGCUCGCCUGUGCCGUCCUUGCCCCUGGACUUGGGAGCCCUUCCAGGGAAGCUGCUACCUCUUCUCUGGGACACAGGGCACCUGGGAAUCUUCUGUCUCCGCCUGCCGGGCUGUGGGGGCCCACCUGGUGAUCAUCAACAGCACUGCGGAGCAGAGAUUCCUAAGAUACUGGAAUAUCAGGAAAAACAAGGUCACCUGGAUCGGCCUCACUGACCACAGGACAGAGGGCUCCUGGCACUGGGUAGAUGACACCCCUCUGCAGCUCAGCUUCUGGAGUAAGGGGGAGCCCAACAACCGCGGUGAUGAGGACUGCGCGGAGCUGCAAGAUGACGCCUGGAACGACAAUGCCUGUAGCGCAGAGAACUUCUGGAUCUGUGAACAGCCGUCGGCUCCCUGCCCUGGGAGCUGAGGGUCCCUGCUCCCUGUGCCCCCGGGACCAGCAACUUCCGCUUGCUCUCCUCCGCCCCCGCAGCCUUCUGAACUCCCCUUGGUCUUGCAGGGAGGGCUCUGAGACCCGGAAACCCCUCCCCUUGGGUCUCUUCCUUCACAGAGCACUCAUUCCUCUCCCACCGAGGAUGGUCUCAGUCCCAGCCCAGCCCAGCCCCUUGUCCAAGACCCAACGGGCUGGUGGCAUCCUUCACUGGUGCACAGUUUGUCUGCCAUAGUUGCCACCCCAUACUCCUCAGGAUGGAGUGGAAUCAUGAAGCGGAAAAUCACACAGUGGAGGAUGUAUUUUACUCUAACCAUCUUCUGUUCCUUCUCUACAGUGCUAAAUACUAUAGCUUUGUAGUGCAUCUGGUACUGAUAUGUUGUUCUUUUUUAAUAUGUUCUGUGUCGUGCCAGCUCCUCACCCU
This is a messenger RNA of Octodon degus (degu), 1235 nucleotides long. RefSeq names its product CD209 antigen-like protein A. NCBI's taxonomy places the organism in Eukaryota, Metazoa, Chordata, Mammalia, Rodentia, Octodontidae. Bases 38 to 790 code for a protein of 250 amino acids. The transcript has 8 exons. The record is from RefSeq and is a predicted model, not a curated record.